Molecule: messenger RNA, 810 nt
Organism: Nestor notabilis (Kea)
Lineage: Eukaryota; Metazoa; Chordata; Aves; Psittaciformes; Psittacidae
Gene: HS3ST4
Product: heparan sulfate (glucosamine) 3-O-sulfotransferase 4
Exons: 1
Coding region: 1-810 (269 amino acids)
Molecular function (GO): [heparan sulfate]-glucosamine 3-sulfotransferase activity
Source: RefSeq, a predicted model, not a curated record
AUGUCCAGGGUCCAAGAAGAAGCCAAGCCAGAAGUGCUUUGGUCGCUGGGGCCCGCAGGCACGCAGCAUCCCCCUCCUGACAGUCCCAGCAGCACCUGUACGGGGCAAGAGGGACACAAGGUGUCCCCCCUCGCCCAGUCCCUCGCUAACACCCCUCCUCUGCUUCUGCGCAGGAACGUGAUGCCCAAGACGUUGGAUGGGCAGAUCACCAUGGAGAAGACCCCCAGCUACUUCGUGACCAACGAGGCCCCCAGGCGCAUUCACUCCAUGGCCAAGGACACGAAGCUGAUCGUGGUGGUGAGGAACCCGGUCACCCGCGCCAUCUCGGACUACACGCAGACGCUCUCCAAGAAGCCAGAGAUCCCCACCUUCGAGGUGCUGGCCUUCAAGAACCGGACCCUGGGGCUGAUCGACGCCUCCUGGAGCGCGAUCCGCAUCGGGAUCUAUGCCCUGCACUUGGAGAACUGGCUCCAGUACUUCCCCCUCUCCCAGAUCCUUUUUGUCAGUGGUGAGAGGCUCAUCACUGACCCGGCUGGGGAAAUGGCCAAGGUCCAGGACUUCUUAGGCCUCAAGAGGAUUGUGACAGAGAAACAUUUUUAUUUUAAUAAAACUAAGGGGUUCCCCUGUCUAAAGAAGCCAGAGGACAGCAGUGCUCCCCGGUGCUUGGGCAAGUCCAAGGGUCGAACUCACCCCAAAAUAGACCCAGACGUCAUCCAUAGACUGCGGAAGUUUUACAAACCCUUCAAUGUCAUGUUUUACCAAAUGACAGGCCAGGAUUUCCAGUGGGAGCAGGAAGAGAGUGACAAGUAG